Messenger RNA from Rhizopus microsporus ATCC 52813, 2076 nucleotides. RefSeq lists its product as uncharacterized. Gene Ontology annotation, biological process: phospholipid transport. Lineage: Eukaryota; Fungi; Mucoromycota; Mucoromycetes; Mucorales; Rhizopodaceae. The record is from RefSeq and is a predicted model, not a curated record. Gene Ontology annotation, cellular component: ERMES complex; endoplasmic reticulum. The coding region runs from base 24 to 2000 and encodes 658 amino acids. Gene Ontology annotation, molecular function: lipid binding. The transcript has a single exon.
ACACCACCUUUCUUUCCACUUUCAUGCUUGAGUUUAUAUUUGUUUAUCUCCUAGGUGGAUUCACAUUUCUACCUUUAGCAUGCCUCAUUUACAUCCGCUUCUUAUCUAUAAAACAACAAGAACAAAUAGAAAAUAAAAAGCAAGAGUAUAAACAACAUACCAGCGAAGUAAAACAUGGUUGGAUUCAGUUAACGAAUCAGUAUGAGCCUAAAAUGCCCGAACAAAACGGAAUCUUGUCCUUGACCAGCUCUAAUAUGUACUAUGGCGUUCUUAAGCAUGGAACUUUAUUCUGCUAUGAAUCUGAAAAAGAAGACAACGUUUGUAAGAUAUUGCCUAUACAAGACUAUCUAAUAUCACUCUAUCCUGAAGGAAAACCAGAGAACGAGCUAUUUUCUCGCUCUUCAGUGAUACGACUUGGCGAUAUUCAAUCAGAUACGACGUACUUUCUCAACUGUAGUCGAAAAGUAGACAAAGAGGACUGGUAUCUAGGCCUCAUCGAUGCGCAUAACAUGCUCAAGGAUUCCCCAAAUGAAGCACAAUACGUCAUGAUGGAUAGCACCCAUUUUGAUGCAUCUGCCAUAGAGGAUCUUAUUUAUCAUGUACAAUCUACACCCAGCCAUAGAGAGACAGCUUGGAUGAAUGCGAUUAUCGGAAGAUUAUUCUUGGGCAUGUACAAGACGGACAUGUUCAAAGAGUGGGUGGAAACAAAAGUGAAAAAGAAGAUCAACACUAAGCGACCCCAGUUCCUCGACGAAAUUACCGUACGCAAAGUAGACGUUGGUCAAACCGUGCCGUACAUUACAGAUCCCAAGCUAGUCUCAAUCACGGCUGAGGGUGAAAUCGUAGCAGAAGCGACGGUGGAAUAUCAAGGAGGACUUGCAGUCGAGAUUCAAACAGACAUCAAUUGGUCCUACUCGUCCCGUAUGAAACCUAUUCGGAUGAAUGUUGUGCUAUCUGUUCAGCUAAAGAAGCUCUUUGGACGAAUGAUGCUCAAGCUCAAAUCACCACCAAGCAAUCGAUGCUGGCUUGCGUUUUAUGACAUGCCAGAGAUGGAGUGGAAGAUAACACCGAUUGUGGCUGAUAAACAAAUCACUCUAUCGAUCGUAACAAAUGCGAUCGAGUCAAGGAUUCGGGAAGUAAUGGCAGAGACAUUUGUAUUACCUAAUAUGGACGAUACACCAUUUUGUUUCUCUUGUGGAAAGGGAGGAAUCUUUGGUAACAGAGUCCCAGUGAUUGCUAAAAAGCAAAGUAGAAAGGCAGAGGUAAAGACACAUACGGAGACAAUUCAAAAAGAAUACAACGAUACAUCCGAACAGAAGCAUUCUCAAAAGAUAGAAGUGAUUGACACAUCAGCAAGCGUCAAAUCUGCUCCUGCGUCAAUGGAAUCUACAGAGAAUGAGCAUAGAUGGUCUAACACACUGUUAAGAAAGAGAAGUAAAAAUACAGAUGAAGCAAGUGACACAGAAAGUAUUAGUUCCAUCAAGAGUAAUGGUAGCGGGUUCCUUCGUAAGAUAUCAGAUUAUUUACCGUCUGAGUCACCAUCAUCCAGUCACUCUAUACGAUCAAUCAGGCGCAAUACACUGAUUAACAAGGCAGAAGAUUUUUUAAACAAACGGAUUACGAAGCAAUCAUCGGCCUCAUUGCCAUCAUUGUACGUAGGGGAUAAUUAUCAAGUGUUGGAUGCUGAAAAGAAGCAAAUGUAUGAAGAAAGACUUGCUAGCAUGCGUAAACGAGCAGCGGCGGCGGCGGCAACAGCAACAGCAGUAGUAGUAGAAGAAGAACAACAACAAGAAAAUCAUGAUUUAGAAGGAUCUACAAAAACUCAAAUACCAUCUAUGGCCUCUGUCAAACAGGGCAGACAGAGAGCUACAUCUUGUGUGAAUGAAGCCUCUGUUACACGCUCUGUAUCUCUGACGGUCAAACCACCUCUGCCUCCUCGACGUAAUUCGACACACAUCGUUUUACAUAAAUACCCCACGAAAAGUACUGCUUUUUCAUAAAAUAAAACCACAUCUAUUACUACCAACCUUUAUCUUUGUAUUUCUAAAUGAGUAUUUGAUGCAAGUUGCUCUUCAU